AUGGGAGAACACAAAGAAAAUCUGCUCAAUUAUGAGUCAGAGAAAGUAGAAAUCUUAAGAUUGGUCCAGUCAAAGAGGAACAUUAACAGUUUGAACAUGGACCUUGAAAAGGACAUGCAGAGAAUAGAUGAAGCAAAUCAGGAACUUCUUCUCAAAAUCCACAAGAAAGAAGAUGAUAUUCAGAGGCUGGAAAGUGAAAUCACUCAGACCAGAGACUCAGCAGAAAAUGAAGAGUGGGAGGGGAAUUGCGCCAUGCUGGAAAGGGAAAACGCCUUGCAGGAGCUGGAAGAAGAAACAGCCAGACUUGAAAGGAAGAAUGAGGCUCUGAUCCACAGUAUAGCAGAACUUCAAAGAAAGCUUACAAGGAAAUCAUUUAAGACAACCAAGUGUGAACCAGGCAACCUAAAGGAAACCCCAGAAGAGUCAACGGUUAAGUUACAACAGCUGGAAGCUUCCUGUGCUGACCAAGAGAAGGAACUGACCAAGGUAAUGGAAGACUUUGCGUUUGUGGCCCAGCUCUGUGAAGACCAAGCCCUCUGCAUAAAGAAGUACCAGGAAACUUUGAGGAAAAUAGAAGAAGAAUUAGAGACUCGGUUCCUUGAGAGAGAAGUAUCAAAAGUCUUGAACAUGAACUCUGCAAGAAAAGAGUAUGACAGUCAAAAUAAUAAGGGUGUAGAUUCACAGAAAUUCUCUUGGCUUUCUCUUUUCAGGAUUUUUCGACAUCUCUUUUUCAGCACCCUAUUUUUCAUCAGACUUCUUGGCUACUUGUUUUUCUAUAUAACUUUUAUAAAUCCAGAUGUUCUUAUCAACAUACUGCCCAAGAUACUGAGCAGGGGCAUCUUGUGGAAACUAAGUUGCUUCCUCUUUCCAUCUCUCACGCUUGAGACAGAGGACAUGUUACCGCACUGA
Molecule: messenger RNA, 909 nt
Organism: Rhinolophus ferrumequinum (greater horseshoe bat)
Lineage: Eukaryota; Metazoa; Chordata; Mammalia; Chiroptera; Rhinolophidae
Gene: TMCO5A
Product: transmembrane and coiled-coil domains 5A
Exons: 11
Coding region: 1-909 (302 amino acids)
Source: RefSeq, a predicted model, not a curated record